UUUAAUGCAGCCUGGUUGGUAAUUUUGAAAACCCACUUUGAGCUUCUUCAUGGGUUUUGCUGUAGCUGAACACUACUGAAGCUCUGUGUGAAGGAAUGUGGAGGAGGAGCUGGGCCUUGUUGUUUUGGAACAGUCUGAAGAUUUGUUGGGUUCCAUUGGCUGUUUGGAUUUCAUAAUUGAAAGUUUACAACUUCAGUAGCUGUUUCUCAUUGUAUUGAAUUCGAAGGAAGCAUUCUGGAAGUGUUGUUGUGCCUACUUGGAUUGGUUAGUUGUGGAGAGUAUCAAGUUUUUUUUUUCACUCUGUUCUAAUUGAUAAGACUAGUAUGAGGCUGGGUGGGAUUUUAGUGCUGUCCAUAUUUUUCGUUUCUGCAAUGGGACAGCUUCCAUCGCAGGACAUAUUGGCGCUGCUCGCAUUCAAGAAGGGUGUCAAACAUGAUCCUACUGGUUUUGUGCUCAGUUCUUGGAAUGAUGAGUCCAUCGACUUCAAUGGUUGUCCUUCUUCUUGGAAUGGGAUUAUAUGUAAUGGUGGAAAUGUUGCUGGAGUUGUGCUUGAUAAUUUGAGUCUCUCUGCGGAUGUAGACUUGAGUGUGUUCGCUAAUCUGACGAAGCUUCUGAAACUUUCCAUGGCCAACAAUACGAUAUCUGGGAAAAUUCCUGACAAUAUUGGAGACUUCACCAGCCUUGAGUUUCUUGACCUGUCGAACAAUUUGUUUUCUUCAUCCUUACCACCUGGAAUUGGUAAAUUGGGGAGCUUAAGGAACCUCUCAUUAGGUGGCAACAACUUAUCGGGCUCCAUUCCAGAUUCCAUUUCAGGGCUUUCCUCAAUCCAGUCGUUGGACUUAAGUCACAACUCCUUCUCAGGGCCGCUGCCAUCUGCAUUGACAAAGCUGUCCAGUCUGGUAUCUCUAAAUCUUUCUUCAAAUGGAUUUACCAAGAGCUUACCCAAGGGGUUUGAUCUACUGUCAAGUCUAGAUGUACUUGACUUGCAUGGAAAUAUGCUUGAUGGUCCUCUGGAUAAGGUGUUUCUGAUGGAAGCAACUGUCACUCACGUUGACUUUAGCGGCAAUAUGCUUACAAGUUCCGGUUCGCAGGAGCAAAUGUUUCUACCUCGUCUUUCUGAGAGUAUCAAGUACUUGAAUCUAUCCCACAACCAGCUUUCUGGGUCUCUAGUAGGUGGCAGUGAGCUUCAGAUAUUUGAGAACUUGAAGGUGUUGGAUCUCAGCUACAACCAGCUGUCAGGAGAAUUGCCUGGAUUUAACUUUGUAUAUGACCUCCAGGUCCUCAAACUUAGCAACAACAGAUUUACUGGAAUUGUUCCUAAUGGCCUUAUAAAAGGAGAUUCUCUUGUUUUAAGUGAAUUAGAUCUGAGUGGCAACAAUCUCUCAGGAUCAAUCAAUAUGGUGACAUCAACACUUCUGCGCAACCUUAAUCUCUCCUCAAAUGGGCUUACUGGUAAGUUGCCAUUGCUUACUGGAGAUUGUGCUGUACUUGAUCUGUCCAAGAACAAAUUUGAAGGAAAUCUAACCAGGAUGGUGAAAUGGGGGAACAUCGAGUACCUUGAUCUGAGUCAAAAUCUUUUGUCAGGACCCAUACCUGAUGUUACUCCACAGUUUCUGCGUUUAAAUUAUCUCAAUCUCUCCCAUAAUUCUCUUAGUAGCUCUAUAGCGAGUGUUAUAACACAGUAUCCCAAGAUUAGUGUCCUUGAUCUCAGUUCUAACCAGCUAGAUGGCACAGUUCUGGCUGAGUUGCUAAGCAUGCCUACCCUGCAAGAGCUCCACCUUGAAAAUAAUUUACUCACUGGGUCAAUUAACAUCUCAUCUCCUUUGUUCAACCAAUCAAAUCUUCAGGUUCUUGAUCUUUCUCAGAACCGGCUUAGUGGCUAUUUUCCUGAUCAAUUUGAGUCACUGAAUGGGCUUAAAGUGCUCAAUAUCGGAAGAAAUAAUUUUUCUGGCUCUCUGCCAACUUCCAUCUCUGACAUGAGCGCAUUAAGCACAUUAGACAUAUCGCAGAAUCAUUUCACAGGUCCUCUUCCAAACAACUUGCCAAACAGUCUUGUAUUUUUUAAUGCUUCAUAUAAUGAUCUCUCUGGGGAUGUCCCAGAAAACCUGAGGAAGUUUCCAAGUUCUUCCUUCUACCCAGGGAAUACACAUCUGCGGUUCCCAGAUGGUGGUCCUCCUGGGUCAAACAGUUCUGAGGCUAAACAUUCAAAGAGGAAACCAUUCAGCACACUUGUCAAAGUGAUCAUUAUAGUUUCCUGUGUGGUUGCUCUCUUCAUUCUUAUUCUGUUGGCUAUAUUCGUUCAUUACAUCCGCAUGUCAAGGAGAGUCCCAUCAGAGCAUACUGCAAGCAAAGAUAUCCAUAAACGUGCUCCACCAAACCCCUCUGGCGCUCGAGGAGUAGAGAGUGCUGGUGCCUUGGUUGUUUCGGCUGGUGAUCUUGUGGCUUCGCGGAAAGGAACAUCAUCUGAAGUUAUCAGCCCUGGUGAAAAGCUCACAGCUGUAAGUGACUUCUCCCCUUCAAAGUUCUCUUGGUCCCCAGAAUCUGGAGAUUCCUAUACUGCAGAAAACCUUGCCAGACUGGAUGUGAGAUCACCAGAUAGAUUGGUGGGAGAGCUUCAUUUUCUUGAUGAAACAAUUGCAUUAACACCUGAGGAGCUGUCAAAGGCUCCUGCUGAAGUUUUAGGGAGAAGCAGCCAUGGCACUUCCUAUAAGGCAACACUUGAAAACGGGCUGUUCUUAACGGUUAAGUGGUUGAGAGAAGGGGUGGCAAAGCAGAAAAAGGAGUUUGCCAAGGAGGCGAAGAAAUUUUCCAAUAUGAGGCAUCCAAAUGUUGUGGGCUUGAGAGGAUACUAUUGGGGACCUACACAGCAUGAGAAGCUUAUUCUUUCAGAUUAUAUCUCACCUGGAAGUCUUGCGAGCUUUCUUUAUGACCGACCAGGAAGAAAAGGUCCUCCAUUGACCUGGGCCCGAAGGCUCAAAAUUGCAGUUGAUGUCGCACGUGGCUUGAACUAUCUCCAUUUUGAUCGUGCUGUUCCACAUGGUAACCUCAAAGCAACAAAUAUUCUGUUGGAUGGGUCUGAUCUGAACGCCCGAGUUGCUGAUUACUGCCUCCACCGCCUCAUGACACAAGCUGGCACCAUUGAACAGAUUCUUGAUGCUGGUGUCUUAGGCUACCGUGCCCCGGAGCUGGCCUCUUCCAAGAAGCCACUGCCCUCCUUCAAGUCUGAUGUUUAUGCCUUUGGAGUGAUUUUGUUGGAACUUUUAACUGGAAGGUGUGCUGGUGAUGUGAUCUCUGGUGAAGGAGGAGGGGCAGAUUUGACAGAUUGGGUGCGGUUGAGGGUCGCAGAAGGUCGUGGCUCAGAUUGUUUUGAUGCUACAUUGGUGACUGAGAUGAGUAAUCCAGCUGCAGAGAAGGGAAUGAAGGAAGUCCUUGGGAUAUCAUUGCGGUGUAUACGUUCUGUUUCUGAGAGGCCAGGUAUUAAGACUAUAUACGAGGAUCUCUCUUCCAUAUAGUGUAGUUUGUCCUAAAGUUAGUUUAUCUGAACAUGUUCCUUUCUCGGGAGGUAUAUAAUAUCUCAUUGGCCUCCAUUUUGUAACUUUCGGGGUUACUAGUUUGAUCGGCUUAUUGAAUCUACCAUUGUACUAAUGGUGCAUGAUUCAAAGGGUGCAAUUCUUUUUUUACUUUGUAUGCCUUCCAUGAUUUUCACUGCCGCAUCUUUGCAAGGGCCUAAUGAAGAAUGUGAUUGUAGAGAGGCCUUGCAAAGUAGCGGAUGGUUUUGCAUUAAAUAGAUUACAAUGU
Messenger RNA from Argentina anserina (silverweed cinquefoil), 3798 nucleotides. RefSeq names its product LRR receptor-like serine/threonine-protein kinase GHR1. The coding region runs from base 324 to 3512 and encodes 1062 amino acids. NCBI's taxonomy places the organism in Eukaryota, Viridiplantae, Streptophyta, Magnoliopsida, Rosales, Rosaceae. The transcript is spliced from 4 exons. Gene Ontology annotation, biological process: protein phosphorylation. Gene Ontology annotation, molecular function: protein binding; protein kinase activity; ATP binding. The record is from RefSeq and is a predicted model, not a curated record.